Messenger RNA from Schistocerca nitens (vagrant locust), 695 nucleotides. Its product is annotated as ATP-dependent lipid A-core flippase-like. The transcript is spliced from 4 exons. NCBI's taxonomy places the organism in Eukaryota, Metazoa, Arthropoda, Insecta, Orthoptera, Acrididae. Bases 15 to 695 code for a protein of 226 amino acids. Gene Ontology annotation, molecular function: ATPase-coupled transmembrane transporter activity. The record is from RefSeq and is a predicted model, not a curated record.
UGAUUUUGGGCACGAUGCUGGCAUCGCAAUUGGCCGCUCUGGCGCCUAACGUGCUGCGUGGGGAGCUGGCUGCAGCUCGAGUGAUGGGCCUCAUCUCCAAGCGCUCUCUCGCCUACAACGUCAACGCCGAGUUCCACACCAAAUGGUUGCUGGACGGACGUGACGUCUCACAGACGAGCCUGGCCGUGGUGCGCAGACAGAUGGCGCUGGCAGACGCCAACGCUACCUUCUUCCGGCGCACUGUGGCCAGCAACAUCGCUUACGGUUGCUGGGACGCCCGCACUGAUGACAUCAUUUCUGCCGCCAAGGAGGCCGGCGCCCACGACUUCAUCACCGCACUGCCAGAGGGCUACGCCACAGUGCUGGAUGGGCGGGUGACGCUGACGCCAUCGCAGCGGCUGCGGCUGUCGCUGGCAAGAGCAGUGCUGCGGGACGCGACAGUCCUGCUCGUUGAGAACCUGCGCAAGGUCGAGGACGAUGACGCAGAGGCGCUAGUGGAGGCAGCACUGCGACGUGCCUGCUUGGGCCGCACCUGCAUACUGGCAUGCCAGCAGCCACAGUGUGCUGCAGUGCGUGCUGCACAGUGGGUGUGUGUGAUGCGCACUGGCGCCAUUGCUGAGCAGGGUCCUGUUGCCUUCUUAGCCGCCAGCCGUUCACUGUACCGGCGACUCUGCUACAGCUCUACUGUCGACUGA